Messenger RNA from Nycticebus coucang (slow loris), 3511 nucleotides. RefSeq names its product IQ motif containing K (gene IQCK). Gene Ontology annotation, molecular function: protein binding. The coding region runs from base 29 to 895 and encodes 288 amino acids. Lineage: Eukaryota; Metazoa; Chordata; Mammalia; Primates; Lorisidae. The record is from RefSeq and is a predicted model, not a curated record. The transcript is spliced from 9 exons.
GCAGGCAGUUGCCGUGGAAACCGCAGCCAUGGCGGCGCCGCAGGGGCUAUCUAGCCGUGGCGCUCCGCGAGAGGAGCCAAGCGGCUCCGCGAACUCGUCGUUCACCCGGACGCCAGUACUCACUGCGUCCCCUGAGUCCCUGAUUGUCUCGCUGGGGCAAGUCGCCGAGCCGCCGGGCAAGAGCCUGUGGGAGCAGAUCUGCGAGGAAUAUGACGCUGAGCAGCCUCCCUUUCCAGAAGGAUGUAAAGUCAAAGAAGAAGCUGUGAUUUCUGUUUCACCAUUGGAGGAAAUGCUUUCCCAUGGCCUCAAUAUAGAGCAAUAUUUUCCAGUUCCCCAAUUCCCUAUGGUCCCACAGAAACCCUGUCCUGAAGAUAAACCAGAAACAACUGAUCCAAAAACAUGUCCCCCCAAAGAAUAUUUGGAAACUUUCAUCUUUCCAGUUCUGCUUCCUGGAAUGGCCAGCCUGCUUCACCAGGCAAAGAAAGAAAAAUGUUUUGAGAGGAAAAGAACCAAAUUCAUUGCCUGUGAUUUUCUGACCGAGUGGUUAUACAAUUCAACAUAUGGCAUCAUGACCAGCCAAAAUCCAAAGAGGAUAGGGGAGCAGUUCACAGAAUUCUUCUCCAUUCCGUUUGUGAAGGAGUACCUGGAGAAACACCCGAGGCCACCAAUCCCACUGUCUCUCCUGCUGACAGAAGUAGAAGCUGCUCUCCUCGUUCAAUCCUUCUGGAGAGCCUAUCUGGUUCGCUGUAAUCCUGAGAUUCAAGAAUUGCGUCAGUGGCAGAAGAAACUGCGUGAGGACAAGCACAUUCGCCAGCGAGUCAGAAUGUUCUGGAUCAACCAAGAACACAAAGUGAAAUGCAAAAUGGAGGAUGAUGAGGUGCCUGCAUUAUGUUAACCACAGUUGGUAUCUUUUCCUGUCGGAGCACAGCUUACCCUGGGCAAGGAAAAUGUCUAAAUUUCGUUAACGACAAGACUUGGUACAGGUGAAAAUAGAAUCUUUUCCACACAAGAUAGCAUGUGUUGCAAACAUGGUUUAGUGCAAAUAGUUUAUAAAAGAAAAAUACCAGUCUUAACUUUCUGCAUUAUCCCCAAACUUUAUUCUUUUAUCUAGAUAUUUUUUCAGGGCUUCAGGAGUCUACAUCACCUGCUGUUAAAAUGUACAGUGAUGAACUCCAGUCCCAGGAGAUGUUGAAGUGCUCUUCUUACCAGUGUUCCCACUUCAGGCUACUUUUGCGAAGAUCCAUAAUCUCAUUUAAGUCCCAAACCUCUGAAUUGUGUUUUACGUUUAUCUGGUGACUACUCUUUUUAUAAAAAAGACAUUAUUGCUUAUGAUCAUUUCCAAAGGAGACCAGACCUUGACUUUUAUGGCAAGCCCAACAAGAUGACAUUUAACCCAGAUGACAGUAACAAAGGAGUUUUGUUGUCUAGGCCCAAAGUAUAAAAAAUUCCCACUUUGAAGGGUACAUUAAUUUAUGACCCUCAUUUGUUCUGUGGUUUGCCCAUUAACUAAGAUUCUUCCAUUCAAAAUGCCACAGAUUCAGCCUCGGGGCAAAUAAGCCUAAUAGUUGUAUUGAGUUGUUUGACAAGCUACCACGCACCUUAAGUAAAUAGUAAAGCUUUUAUUUUUGUGUUAAGAACAGCAUUUUGAAAAUAAAACCUAUCUGCCCAUGCUUUACAACCUUUUAAAUUUGUAAUAUUUAUAUAGUCAUUUAUGGUAUACAUUGAUUGUCUUGAAAUGUCUUUUAUGAUUUUUUUUAUAAGUAUGCGACAGUCAGCCAGGGGAAGAUAAAGGUACAUUAUAAAACAUACAUUAAUGCAUUUAAUAAAUAUAUAUUAUCUAUCAAAAAUGAGCCAUAGCUCUUCAUUAAUUAAUAAAAAGCACCUGCUGAGAACUCCUGUAAGCUGGUAGAAUCAUUGCAUCAUUGGAUUAUAAAAGCCACAAUGCUCCCUUUCAGUUUGGGGUUCAGCCUGAGGUGGUCAACUCAGCCUUGGCCAUCCAAGAAUACCACUCCCAGGGUUCAGCCUCAGGCAGUCAACUCAGCCUUGGUCACCCAAAAACACUACCCCCACUUCACGCCUGUUGAUGGGCCCUGAUGGCAUCUGUGCUAAAAAAAAAAAAAUCUCUGGGCACCCAGCUUCCAACAACUGGAUCUUCAACCCUAGAAACCCUUGAGACACACAUAAAUUCCCAGUUUGUAAACUGUCAGAUCCGAUUCCCUUUUCCCCUACCCUCCAUCUCCAGUGGAGAAACCCAGGAUGGAACGACAACUUUCUAUUAAAAAGGGGGACAAGAGUGGCUGUUAUAGUCCCAAAGCGAUUUUAAUAACCAGACAUGGAACGAUUUGUGCUUACAAUGAGGGAUUUUGAUCAGAGAUGCUCUCCUUCCAGGUCGUUUUCCCUAAACAAGUCUUAUUUACACAAACAGAUCUUUAACAGAGGUGCCAUUUAAUUUUGACUUUACACUUCACUCCAUGCAGGCAGCCGGCUGCCACCUGCCACAGUCUCUUGGCAAAGAUGCUUCCUGGUACUUUUCAGGUGAAGUCAAAGAGCUGCCCUCUCCCUUCUUCCCCCACUCUCGCCUCCUUCCCCCUUGUGAAGGCAUUCAGCCCACUCUCAACCUUAAAGUCACAAUAAAACAAAACCCAGAAGCAGCAAAAAUGUAUUAGAUUUAAAAGGGGGGAAAAUGAUCUCAUUAAGUGAAGUUUACAGUGGUUCAUAGAUGGUUCUGUUUUUAUGGUGGGGAGACACUGCCUCUGGCAGCCAGUUGCUGUGCUCACCUUACUUGGUUGGACAACAAAGAACUUAGAAAAACGAUCAUGUGAAUCACUCCAUCCCUCGAAUGGUAUCAGAAAGCUCCAAAGGACUCCAGGGAGCGGGGGUGAGCAACCAUCUCCUGGCACAAGAAUGUGUAACACUGUCGUUUUUUGACUGCACUGGAUCAAGGUGUAUGGAGAUUAUUUUUCUUUUCAUAAUACUGGGUCUGCAUGCAGCUUCCCUAUUCCAACCCCCAGUCCUAGGAUCUUUCCCUCCCCCCCCCCGCCCACCUCAGUCCACCCAAUGAUGGUCCUUGAGCAGAGGAUUGGAAUUGGAUUCUCUAGAAGCAAGCACAUGCUCUGGGCAGAGGCAGGGUGCUUCCUGGAAGGUCAAGUAGGAGUGACAUUCUGGGGCCAUGCUUUUUCUUCCCCAUGCAGGGUAACACAAGGAAAUAAACUAGCUGUUAAGGAAACCUGCAGGAGAGCCAUACAGGGAUGGCUGGAUUGACCUCAGUUUCCCCAGGGCUUUGCAAGGAUGGGGGAGGGGGCACAGCAGAGACCAGGGCCUUGAGAAAUAUCAAAAGGUUUAUUAAAACAUACUCAGCUCAAAUGUGCUGGCUUAUGAAGAAGUCAAUUCCCCCCACCCCCAAACACUAACCUUUUUCGUUUUCUUUAAAGGUUAAAGGCUUACGGGUAGUUUUAUAGAAAAAGCAAUGUAGUGAUUAGAGUAUAUGCAAAAGGACCCACCCUUAUUUAUA